CGCGUGGUGCUUCGUGCCGUUUAAAAACGUGCCAGCGUUCGAAGCGAUCGGACGUGUGCUCUCUUCCCUACAAAAAUCGCAGUAGCCUUUGUCGCGUCGACCAGCAGUGUAGUAGUGGCCUCCGUGACCCGUACCUGAUAACAACACAAACAAGCGUUUGUGCUUUCCGCUACUCUCCAGCCUUUUGCAGAAUCAUCACCGCCAGCGCGCGCGUCUACUGAAGCCUGCCGUGACUAAUCAGCCGGGCAACAAAAAAGCGCAACACAGUUGCAGUGGGGAAAAAAACAAAGAAACAAAGUGCGUUAAACACACACACACACCAUGACUAACAAAUCGGCAGCCGCCUUUCUUCUCGUGGGAGCUGUUUGUCUCACACUGAUGCCAACUUUAACCUCGGCGGCGGAGUUUGCUAACUGCGCAAAUGAAACGGCGAUCGGGAAGUACACGCAGGUCGAGGUGUCGAACUGUGCCGACAGUGAUAAUUCCUGUGUCCUGAAGCGCAACUCCAACGCUACCAUCUCCAUCACCUUCACCAGUGGCGAAGAUCUGUCCGAACUGAAGGCGGUCGUGCACGGCAUCAUCCUCGGCAUGGAGGUACCGUUCAAGCUGCCGAACGAUGACGGCUGCAAGGACAGUGGACUGGAGUGCCCGCUCACGAAGGACACCAGCUACCGGUACAGCACCACCCUGCCGGUCCUCAAGCAGUACCCCAAGGUGAGGAACUUGCUAAUGGAAAGGUUUUUUUUGCGUUCCAGAGGCGGUAAUUUACAAACAAAAUCAUUUCCCGCCGCAAAAUGCGCGCUUAUCGCUAGAAUAAUCAUUUCUUUUAAUGGUUUUUUUUCCAUCACCAAACCAAAUUCUAUCAUCGAGCGGAACGUGUUCUUUUGGCUGGUAGCAUCAUUAACGCACCGAACCGUAGCAAAACAGAUUUGUUUUUUCUAGUCUUUUUUUACACAUUACCCCCUGUUUUCAUGUACCGCAAGCAUCUACAUUACGCACAUUUUUUUUCCAUUUUGUUGAUUCAAAUGAUAUGACAACGCGUUCUUAAGCCAUAUGUGUUGUUGUUUUCCUAUGUUUGCUUCGUCUCACGCAGGUUUCCGUCGAGGUCAAGUGGGAGCUAAAAGCAGGUGACAAGGAUGUGCUUUGCGUGCUGAUUCCGGCCAAAAUACAGUAAGCAGCGCGGAGUAAGCGCCAUCGCCGACGGGUUUUCCCUCGGCACAGCAAAACCCGAACACGUGCUUUUUGCCCCCCUCCCAUCUCCUCUUUCUGUACGCUCUUCUUUCACUGGGCGAGCUUCCGGUAAGGUCAUCGAAAGAAUAAAAGCCGGCAAGCCGAGGCAAUUGACGAUGAUCAGACUCCAUUAAACGGUGCCGCUGCAUUGUUUCCAAGACGCGGACCACCACCGGCGCCGACGACAGUACCAACAGCCAAACAAAAAGCCCCCACAACCCAUCCCGCCGGAUGGGUGCAUUAUAUACCCUCUUUGUCCGACCCCCGGUACAGUGCAGUGAGCGUACGGUGGUGGUGCUGCUGCUGCUGCCGCUCCUUAAUCCGUUAAUUAGAUUACAAUUGAGUGCGGCUUUUACAAUCCAACCCAAUAAAAAGAUCAACCACACACACA
Messenger RNA from Anopheles gambiae (African malaria mosquito), 1621 nucleotides. It is a transcript of the gene Npc2a, whose product is annotated as NPC intracellular cholesterol transporter 2 homolog a. The transcript is spliced from 3 exons. The record is from RefSeq and is a predicted model, not a curated record. Lineage: Eukaryota; Metazoa; Arthropoda; Insecta; Diptera; Culicidae. Gene Ontology annotation, molecular function: sterol binding. Bases 322 to 942 code for a protein of 206 amino acids. Gene Ontology annotation, biological process: intracellular cholesterol transport.